AUGGAAAUAGGAGGUGCUGACGUGGCCGGAACGACAACGAAUCAAGGCGAAUGGAGUUCGGAGAAGAAGAGUUUGAGAACGGAGGUUGAUACUUCAGCACCCUUUGAAUCGGUGAAGGAUGCGGUCACAAUGUUUGGGGGUGUUGGUUACUGGAAACCCAUUCAUAGUAAUAUUAUUCCGUGUGUGCCUUCUCAUUCUGAGCACCACAUAGAAGAGCUCAGCGCUGAAAAGCUGGAGGAGCAGGCUUCGGUAUUGGAGAAAGAACUGAUCUUGAAAGAAAGGGAAACUCUUGAUGUGUUGAAAGAAUUGGAAAGUACCAAAAGGCUUGUUGAAGAAUUGAAAUCAAAGAUACAGAAGGAAGAGUCUGAAGUGAAUUUGAAUCAUCAGUUGAGCGAAUGUGAUAGAAAAUCAGUUGUGGAGGAGAAUGAAGAAAAGGAAAACCAAAUGAGUCAAUUGAAUGUUCUUCAACCUUCCAGGCAAGGUUUUACCGGCCAUCUUUCAUCUAAGCCGGGUUUAAUACUAAUGGAAUUGAAGCAAGCCAAGUUGAAUUUAACCAGAACUACGACUGACCUGGCUGAUGUCCGAGCUUCUGUUGAAUUGCUUAAUAAGAAGUUAGAGAAGGAAAGAAUCUCACUUGAGAAAACAAGUGAGAGGUUAGCUCAAAAUACUUCAAAAAUAACUUCUCUUGAGGAAGAGCUACACCAUACCAGACUAAGGCUGCAAAUAGCAAAAGGUGCUGAAAUUAAAGAUGCUUCUGAUGAUCCAUCAGUUAUUACAAGAGAGAUCCAGAGAUUGAGUUCUGAGGCAGAGAAUUUCAAAAUAAUGGGAGAAUCUGCAAAAUCAGAAGUUCUGAGAACUAUGUCUGAGAUUGAACAGACAAAAACCAUGAUAAGAACUGCUGAAAUCAGAUUGGUUGCGGCCAGAAAAAUGAAAGAAGCUGCUAGGGCUGCUGAAGCUUUUGCCCUUGCAGAAAUUAAUGCAUUAUCUAACCAUGAGAAUGAGAGUUUACCUGGAAAUCAGAUUACUCUUUCAUUUGAAGAGUAUACUGCUCUGACUUGCAAAGCCCAAGAUGCAGAGGAACAAUCUAAGAAGAGAGUUGCAAAUGCUAUGCUUGAAGUUGAUGAAGCAAAUUUGUCAAACAUGGACAUUUUAAAAAAGGUAGAAGAAGCUGCAGAAGAAGUAAAAACCAGCAAGAAGGCCCUUGAAGAAGCUCUAGAAAGGGUAGAAGCUGCAAAUAGAGACAAGGUAAAAGUUGAAGAGGCAUUAAGGAAUUGGCGCUCGGAGGGUUACAAAAGACGUUCUAUACAAAACAAUACCAAGUUCAAAAACUCUUGUCCUUCUCACUAUCGGAGAGAUCCUCGGUUACUCGAUGUUAAUGGAUUACAUCUGGUAAAUGAUGAGGCCAAGCCAGUUCUAAAGCCAACCCUAUCAAUAGGACAAAUACUUAGCAAGAAGCUGCUUCAACCACAAGAGUUUGAAGCCGGAGAAAGAAUCUCUAUGAAACAGAAUGUUUCUCUGGGUCAAAUGCUUGGUAAACAAAACACUGAUCCACCAAUUGAUGAUAGGCAAGUUGAGAAAGAAACUGGCCAUAAGCUUUUUUCUACCAAGAGAAAGAAAUUUGGAUUUGUACGAUUCUCUCAUAUCUUGUCAAAACAGAAGAAGAAGAAGCCAACCCUGAAUUUGAGGUGA
Messenger RNA from Sphenostylis stenocarpa, 1689 nucleotides. NCBI's taxonomy places the organism in Eukaryota, Viridiplantae, Streptophyta, Magnoliopsida, Fabales, Fabaceae. The record is from the annotation of a GenBank genome assembly.